UUAUUCAACCUCUGGUUAAGUCUCAUUUUAGUCGACGAAAGCAGAAUUGAUUUUUCAUUACGCUGAAGCGAAACUGCUCGGCUCUUCGCGCCAGCCUGAGCGUCUUCGUUUAGGCGACGACACGCUGCCAGCCCCAGGUGCCCGGAUAGGAUUGUCGCCGGUUACCUACCUCCCGAAGUCCGGGAUGUCUUUCCGGGCGAAGCCGAUCCCCGGCCAGCUACUGUUGGACGACACCGUCCCGCUAACGGCAGCGAUCGAAGCCAGCCAGAACCUCCAGUCCCACACGGAGUACAUCAUUCGAGUACAGAGGGGAGUGUCCUCAGAGAACAGCUGGCAGGUCAUCCGUCGCUACAGUGAUUUUGACGUUCUCAACAACAGUCUGAUGGUGUGCGGCGUCAGCCUUCCCCUCCCGCCCAAGAAGUUGAUCGGCAAUAUGGACCGCGAGUUCAUCGCCGAGAGGCAGCGUGGCCUGCAGACCUAUCUGGACACCGUUACCCAGCAUCCUUUGCUGUGCGUCGCCCUGCCCGUCAAGAAAUUUCUGGACCCCAACAAUUAUUCUUCCAACUACACAGAGAUCGCCCUGCAGCAGGUCUCCAUGUUCUUCCGCUCAGAUCCCAAGUGGGUGGUGAUGGAGCCACUCCGAGACCUUGGCUGGAGGAUCAGGAAAAAGUAUUUCCUGGUCAAAAACAAAGAACAAGCCAAGGAGAGGUACCUGCUCAGCUGGGUGGACUUGGGCCCUGACAAGUUCCUGUCUGACAAAGACCUGCAGUCGACCAUGAAGCUCCUCACCAGCCUCUCUAGUCCUUACGUGUGUCCGCUGCUGUUCUCCAGCACGAGCGAGUCUACGGCGUUGCUCAUCCGACCUUUCAGCGAGGCCGGCUCCCUGCGAGAUCACAUCUGUAAGGUGAAGCCCAGAGAGAACUACCUGAAAAAGUAUGGCAACCCCAAAAAGAGUCAGCCUCUCGAACUGUCGGAAAUCAAACUCUACGGCCGACAGAUACUGGAGGGCCUCCGACUGCUCCACGACGGCGGGCUUUUUUACGGCCACCUGCAGGCCUCCAACGUGAUGUUAGAGCAGGGCGUGUGUCGCCUGACGGACGUGGAGAACGGCAUGCUGGGAGUUCCCUCGGUCCUGCGACCCGCCGUCACCCACUUCAGGAAGAUUAAUACGAUUGAAAGCAUGGACGUCUUCUGCUUUGGACAUUUACUUUACGAGAUCACUUACGGCCGACCGCCUGACAACGUCCCUGUGGAUAAUUAUCCCGACAUCCCUUACACCGCUGUGGUGUCGGUGCUGCAGUCCAUCUUGUCGACAGAGGCCUGCAAGUCAGGGAUGCCAACAGUGUCGCAGCUCAUUCAGACACCGCUGUUCAGCGACGUUCCGCUACCGCACUCUGAGAAAGCGCAGAUUCGGGUGCCGAGCAGGCUGAAGGAGGCCCUGAGGGCGGCAAAGGAGCGUGUGGAGAAACGUUUGCAGGAGGAGCAGAAAAUGCUGCACCAGCACAAGAGGCUGACCAGAGCGCAGUCCCAUCACGGCUCCGAAGAGGAGAGGAAGAGGAGGAAGAUCCUGGCCAGGAAGAAAUGCAGGCAGUCCACGUAUGAAAACGACGACGAUGUCUCUGUCCGGAACAACAAUAACUCUGGCUCGGGCGCCAGUUCCCCUCCCACGUGUCCCUCGUCCCCCAUGCCGCCGCCCACCACAGGUGGUCCUCCCGCACCUCCUCCCCUUCCCGCGCUGGAUUCCUCCUCGUCCUCCUCGUCCUCCCGCUCCUCCUCCGCGGCCGGGCCCCUUCCCGUAGGUCGUGCCGCCUUGCUGAGCUCCAUUCAGGCCUUCAGCAAAGGCAACCUGAAGAAGGCCCAGACCGAAGACCGCAGCCGGCCCGUCUUCUGACCGCCGCUGUCCUCCCAACGCUCCCUGACAUGUGAAGACAAAUCCCCUUACAAAACAAUCGCCGUGUUUAGUUUUUUUGUUUGUUUGUUUGUUUUUUGACAUUGGGAACGGAGCCGAAACGAGCUCCCACCUGCCGAAUGCUGGAAAUGUGAAGGUUGACCUUGUGUGGUGAAGAUAACAAACACCCAGCCGCUUUCUUCCAGAUUGUUCUCGAGCCAGACAUCUGUUGCUAUGGCUGCUUCCUGAUUGCACAGCCUGCAACUCUGCAACGAGAACAUCAUCUUCCCUCUGACCGAGACGCAUUAUCUAGAGGAAGCGUUUCUAAAAUUAAAUAAAUGAAUAAAUUCAGAGUAAAUUGGGCAAACAAUCAAAAUGAUCCUUUUUUCCCCCCCAAAAUAUCAAUUUCUUCAUUAAAAAAAGUUUUAUGGAAAAAUGUUCAAGAAGAGCAUGUAUCUCCAGUGUAAGUUUCUCAGCAAAAAUAAACAAAAGAGACGUUUUUUUUUCAUAGUUUAUAUUUUAAAAAUGCAACAAAAAACUUUAUGGUUGCAAGUUUUUGCUGGAAUUUUCUAAAAAUGUCCAAAAACAGAGGAGGGACCAUUGCCGUAAAUAGUAGUGAAAAUGAUUUGCAUUUUAUUUCUUUAUAAAGUGCAGAAACAUCCAGUUGAAAGUACAUACAGUACCUCCAUAUUGUUAACCCCACCACCCUGAAAAACAAGAGAAAAAGAUUAUUGGCAAAACUUGUUUUUUAAUCCGAUGGAAAAUCUGUGUCGUCUUUUUGUUUUUAACUGCAAAAUGAGCACAACAACUUGGCCAAAAGUCACAACAUUUGGAGAUGCAUAUUUUUCUAUACAGCAGUUGUAUAUAUGUUCAACCCAUUCAAGGCAUGUUUAACUGAACUACAUCAGCGGUGUGCUCACUCUUGUCAAUGAGCAAGACUUCCAAGGACUGUCCUUGUGCGACCUAUUUAAAAAAAAUAUAGAGAGAAAAAAAUAUAUAUAUAACAAUGUCUACUCAUGUCAUGCAAAAAGGUUUGCACCAUCAGAGCUUUUAUUAUUAUUUUAUUGUGCCAUAUAUGUAUGAUAUGAUCCUUGUGCCUGGAGAUGAAUGUCUUGUGUUUAACAUUACAGAUUGGAUUUGGGAGGGCAUUUUUUUUCCAAGCGUCAGCGAUUGUUUGAAUGUAUGUGGCUUGUUUUUGCGCCCUGUUGCAUUCCACUUGAAUUGUGGCCGAAUGUUCCUCUGCAGCACUUUACCCUUUAAAGGCAAAAUUUGUGACUUCAAUAUUAAACAAUAAAGACUCAGUGUGUGAUGCUUUGAGCAUAAUAAUA
This is a messenger RNA of Hippocampus zosterae (dwarf seahorse), 3216 nucleotides long. RefSeq names its product PX domain containing serine/threonine kinase (gene pxk). NCBI's taxonomy places the organism in Eukaryota, Metazoa, Chordata, Actinopteri, Syngnathiformes, Syngnathidae. Gene Ontology annotation, molecular function: ATP binding; protein kinase activity; actin binding. Gene Ontology annotation, cellular component: early endosome; late endosome; extrinsic component of endosome membrane. The coding region runs from base 185 to 1891 and encodes 568 amino acids. Gene Ontology annotation, biological process: endosome to lysosome transport; early endosome to late endosome transport; protein phosphorylation. The transcript has 18 exons. The record is from RefSeq and is a predicted model, not a curated record.